This is a messenger RNA of Penicillium diatomitis, 2421 nucleotides long. RefSeq names its product putative R3H domain protein. Lineage: Eukaryota; Fungi; Ascomycota; Eurotiomycetes; Eurotiales; Aspergillaceae. The coding region runs from base 1 to 2421 and encodes 806 amino acids. Gene Ontology annotation, biological process: galactose metabolic process. The record is from RefSeq and is a predicted model, not a curated record. Gene Ontology annotation, molecular function: nucleic acid binding. The transcript is spliced from 4 exons.
AUGGCAUCCUCUAAUACGAACAGUGCGGACGGACACUUCUCAUUUGCCAAGAUUGCUGCUAUGCCUGCACCUUCAAUGUCUCAACCGUCGAUGGUUUCAGGUGAAAGUGGCGCGGCCAAUACCGCGAAUUCGACUCAGUCCACCGUGGAUCACGAUUAUGAGAGCGUGGAACUCGCCGAACGACGUCCGAGCCCAGAUGGCGAGAGACACUCCUCCUCCGACCGCACUUGCCAUGGUCUCACAGCAGCCAUGCAAGGUAUCAAUCUCGAUCCUCGCAAUUCGAGUCAAGGUUGCACUCUAUCAAAUGGUGUCUCUGUGAAUGGUAUUCUGAAACGUGAAAACUCGUUUGACGACGAUAGAACCCAUCUCUCCACGUCUUCGACUAAGAUGACCAACUUCGAUACGAAAAGCUUGGCAUCGGUGACCACUUUUGCGAUGGAUGAGAAAGAUUCGGUCAGACCCGAUGAUAGUGCUAGUGUGCAAGCUGUCGACGAAGAUGAAUCACUUUCCGGUGUUGCCUCCGGGGCUCCAAACUCCGUGACAGGCUCUGAAGCAGGGGUUCGGCUCUUCCGUGAUCAUUUCCGCGAUAAUGUUGGUAUCCGCUCUCGGGAGAUGGCUCCCGGCUACGGUGAGGGAAAUCCUCAAGAUGCAAAUGUCAUGUCUCCAGACUCUGUUGCUAGUAACUUCGCCAACCCGAUCAACCUCGAGACAUCGACAAGCGCUCACGUUGUUCAUCCGUUUCCACUUCAUCCCGACGAGAAGCUUGCUACUGCCAUGGAAAGCCCCAAAGACCGGCUCGUGGUCCUCACAAUUGAGGAGAAGGUUCGCGCGUUCAUCAAGUAUUCGAGUGAACAAUCCUUGGAACUUCCGCCGAACAAUUCUUAUGGGCGACUACUUGCGCAUAGGCUAGGUGAUUACUACCAUUUGACGCAUUUUGUGGACAAUAAUGUGACGUCUGUGCGCCUCCACCGGACGCCUUUUUCGAGACUACCAACUCCUUUGUCGGAGCUGUACCCAGUAUCCAACGAGAAGCCUGUGCAUCCUAUGCCGACAAAGAUCAUGCGCCGAACAGACGGACGUCCUUCGGCCGAAGGGAGCAUAGCGGCUAGCUCAUCCGUGGCAUCGAAAGCCGCGUCUGAAGCAGGUUCGACAGACCAGGACGGAGAUAGAACUGGGUCCGCCGGUUCUAUGUCCGCAAAGGAUCGCAUGGCAAUGACACGAGAGGAGAGAGAGGCAAAAUAUGCCGAAGUUCGUGAGCGCAUCUUCCGCGACUUUCCCGAAAGCGCCAAAUCGGAAACUAGCGGUGAUUCGACUAGCAUGUCUCGAUCAAGUUCUACAACAGGACGAAAGAAAGCUGCUAAACAGCGCACACCCCUCGAUGACGGCUUCGAAGCCCGCUCGCAAUUCAAUGUCUACUACCCCGGCAAUCCCUACGGCAACAACAUGUCAGGUUACAACUCAUCCGUGUCCGAUGGCUCGUAUUCUAACAAUGUCCCAUACAUGGUGGGACCGGGAGUGGCCCCUCCCAAUGGAGGUUACACUCCAACCAACCAGAACAUGAUGUAUUCAGGACAAAUGAGUGCCAACGGCUUGUCCCAAUACCCAGCAAGGAUGACUCCCCAAAUGAACGGCGUUCAGUCUUGGCAAGGCACGGGCACUCCGCAGCAGUCUCCCUACCAAGGAUAUUCCUCAAUGAAUCAGACCUCAACGGGGCUUCAACAAGCCGCUAUCAAAUCUCCGCAAACAACUGGAAAUUACAUGACCCCAAAUUCACCACAGUUCGCCCAGAAUACCAAUUGGGCCAACCCUACUUACAUGGGUCACCCACCGCAGCAUGCUGUACAUCAACGUACCCCGCAAACACCGUCGUGGCCCAAUUAUCCCGCUCAAAACGCAAACAGUGCAACUGUCACGCCGCACGUUGCUACCUACUCGUAUGCCCAAUAUCCUGGACAGCAUCUAAACUCCUCGUUUAACAACAGUGGCGCUCCCCAUGCAAGGUCGCACUUCAACCCACAAACGCGCUCAUUCGUCCCUGGGGAUACCGGCGCGCAAAGACAUCCUGUCAAAGGCGUGUCAUCCAGAAUGCAAGCCUAUGGCAACAGGGCACCGCCUGUGGCUCAGCCUAACUGGUCCAGGUUUCCGGAUCCUGCUCCAAAUCAAUCUUUCGAGUCUUUCUCCAAUGCCAACCCUCCUCGGAAUUCGAGCCCAGCCUCCCAGACUUCUAUCGCCAGAUGGGGUACACCGUCCCAUUUACCUCCCAAACCUCCCCCAUCCGAGGUAUCGUCCGACUUCGACAUCAAGAAUCGAUCAGGGUCGGUCAAUAUCGCAGGUGCAACUGCCAACAGCAACGGAAUAUCCGGUGUGGUCAACAAUGGCCCUUUCGUUGUGUCCGGAGGAUCAACUGCGAAGAUGCACUGA